Spirometra erinaceieuropaei is the source of this 3393-nucleotide messenger RNA. The record is from the annotation of a GenBank genome assembly. Lineage: Eukaryota; Metazoa; Platyhelminthes; Cestoda; Diphyllobothriidea; Diphyllobothriidae.
AUGCGCGAGAUUGUACACAUCCAGGCAGGGCAGUGUGGUAACCAAAUAGGUUCGAAGGUACGUUUAAACUGACAUGCCUGAACAACCCCUGAGUAACAUUGUUUAUGUGACGAGUCGAUUCCAAACGCCACGCAAUGAAACAAGAUUAUUGAAAGAUUGUUAUAUUUAAACGUUCUCUUUCAGUUUAGGCCAUUUGUCCUCUAGGGACCAGCAUAACGCUACAGUUUUUCAACCAGAUUUUUUUCCGAGCUUCUAUUUCAGAAGCUGAUUACGCUAUGACUGUUCUUCGUCAAUUCUCUGUUUGGUAUACUUUUUUCCCAAUAAUCUGUAAAUUAUUUGUACAUAUGCCAUUUACAUAGAAAAGUUAUUAUGACCGUACAUGUCAAAAAUAGGGUCCACCCAUUCGUUGCACAGGCUUAUUUCGGGGAAAGUGACCGUUUGCGUUUUACGAAACCUCAUUGGUUUUUGUUUGCGGGAAAUUCAUUUGUCUACCUCAGUUAACAGAAGAAAUUUCUGCGUGGUCAUGGCCUAAGUCACGAUUAAUUUAUUGAACACAUAACUCAGCGGCACUGACUUCAUUUUACUUAUAUAACACCUUUGGUCUGCAAGCAACUUCAACAAUCCUCGUCGCCUUUUGUGGCACGAACAGUUAUAAUGAGGUUUAAUUAGCUGCAAGUUAGAUAUCUUUGCGUCCAUCAACUUGCUAUGUCACAUUAUUUUCGUUCUAAUCGGAUAAGGCAAGCUAACACGUUUAACGCAGCCCUAAUGAAACAAUGUGUACUGAUCGAUACACUAGGUGAUGUCAUUUUGUAUUUAUUUUAGUUCUGGGAGGUAAUUUCGGAUGAACAUGGAGUGGACCCCACUGGGACCUACCACGGUGAUUCCGACCUCCAAUUGGAGCGCAUCAGCGUCUACUACAGUGAAGCGAGUGGCGGCAAGUACGUUCCACGGUCUGUGCUCGUGGAUCUGGAGCCCGGUACCAUGGACAGUGUGCGUGCUGGCCCCUUUGGCCAACUCUUCCGUCCCGAUAACUUUGUCUUUGGCCAGAGUGGUGCCGGCAACAACUGGGCCAAGGGCCACUACACGGAGGGAGCGGAACUGGUCGACUCGGUCCUUGAUGUCGUCCGAAAGGAAUGCGAGUCCUGCGACUGUCUCCAAGGUUUCCAGAUGUGCCACUCGCUUGGUGGUGGCACUGGCUCUGGCAUGGGAACGUUGCUCAUCUCUAAAAUGCGCGAGGAGUUCCCCGACCGCAUCAUGAACACGUUUUCUGUCAUGCCGUCGCCAAAGGUGAUUACCCUAUUAGCAAUUAGAAAACCGAAACACGCCUACUUCCAAAAACAUGAAUUUUUCCGGUAGUAGGUUAUUUUAAUGCUCUUGUUUUACGCCCAGUGACCUUUCCACACCACCACUUGCUCGACGAAAUCUACCACGUCUUCAUUUUAAUGCAUGGUUGCAUACGCUUGCUGUCGUGUCAAGACAUCCUUAAGAAAGUGUGGCGUUCAAACUUUUAUUUCAGACCAUGUCUGCUCAUGGGCGCUGGAGAAGUAGGCGAACUGGUAGACGCCUGUGCUCCGUUUCCGCCAGUUCUUUCAGUUUGGUCAUGGAUUUAAGUAGCAGUUGUAAUUUAUGGUGGGGGUAACUUAUGUCGGCAUUUCUAUGUUGUCUUUGUUUUAGUACUGGAUGCAGUGACGUAGCGAUGUAUUAUAACUGAACUGUGCAAUCGUACUCCAGCUCAGUUUUAAUCAACAAGUAUAGUUCCUUGCCUACAGUAAAUGUCAACUCUCAAAUCCCACUCAAGUUUGGAUUGCUGAACUUAAAGCGUCCGCGAAAUUGACGUAAACAAUUUUCUGGACGAUGUCGGUAACCUAGACAUAUAUCUUUCCAUUUUCAAUAUAGCUCUAAUCUCCGACAGCAAAUAAAGACAUUCAAUGCUUGAAUUUCUGCAACCCGACUGGCAGACAAACAAGCGCAAAUUUUUCGCCAAGAGCGUUUAUAUUAGAUAAAAUACAUAGCUCCGACUUCGUAGGAGGCCGGAUUUAGGCCAUUAGUUAAGCAAAACCGAGUCUUCACCUUGUAGGUGAUGUGAAAGAGCCUUGUCUUGCUGUUUCACCUAAGACUAUCUAUUCUUUAGCUUCUUAGUGUAGCUCAGUCUCUUAGCGAAUAAUCCAUCUGCGCAUGUAAAUAUCAGGAUUUUUUUCAGUAACCUUUUAUCCUUCUCCAGGUUUCUUUAAAAUUCCUGCCUGGCGUAUGCUUCACGUAGCACAGCUUGUUUUAUUCUUCGCAGCUUAACACUUUAGCUCUAUCGCCUUUUCCGCCAGGGAACACAUGGCGAUCAAUACGACUUUUCCCUUCUGGUAAAGAGUUUAGUAGUUUCCUGUACUUUUUUUAAUUGUUAACGCAAAUAAACGUCGAUUCUUAGCCCUAUCCUGCAGCCCACAGUGCUGAAUAGACUCCUUUAAGCAAAGACAGGGACCCUUUCUUCCUUCUUAGCAGCUGGCACUCCGCGUUUUUCCCACGAAUUACCUCCAUGUUGAGUGCUAAAGUGGUUUUUCCUCUUGGAAUGCGUAGGUUUCCGACACCGUCGUAGAACCUUACAACGCUACCUUGUCAAUCCACCAACUUGUCGAGAACACGGAUGAGACAUUCUGCAUUGACAAUGAGGCCCUCUACGAUAUCUGCUUCCGCACUCUGAAGUUGACUAACCCCACCUACGGUGACCUAAACCACUUGGUGAGUGCAACAAUGUCUGGUGUGACCACCUGCCUGCGCUUCCCCGGACAACUAAACGCAGAUUUGCGCAAACUGGCCGUUAAUAUGGUACCAUUCCCGCGCCUGCACUUCUUUAUGCCAGGCUUUGCGCCGCUGACAAGUCGAGGGAGCCAGCAGUAUCGUGCACUCAGCGUGGCCGAGUUGACCCAGCAGAUGUUCAAUGCAAAGAACAUGAUGGCCGCAUGCGAUCCUCGCCACGGGCGCUACCUCACCGUGGCGGCCAUCUUCCGUGGACGCAUGUCUAUGAAGGAGGUCGACGACCAGAUGUUGAACGCUCAGAACAAGAACAACUCCUACUUUGUUGAGUGGAUCCCCAACAAUGUUAAGACUGCCGUCUGCGACAUUCCUCCUCGCGGUCUAAAAAUGUCAGUGACCUUUGUGGGCAACACCACAGCCAUUCAGGAACUCUUCAAGCGGGUCAGUGAACAGUUUACGGCAAUGUUCCGCAGAAAGGCCUUCUUGCAUUGGUACACCGGCGAAGGCAUGGAUGAGAUGGAGUUCACGGAAGCCGAGUCAAACAUGAAUGAUCUGGUGAGCGAAUAUCAACAGUACCAGGAGGCCGGCAUCGAGGAGGAAGAGGACGGGAUGGAAGAACUGCCAGAGGAGGGUGACUUGGAAGCCUAG